UAUAUAUACACACAACAUAUACACCCUCCAAACUCUGCCCAUGUGUUCUUAAUUUUUUUUUUUGGUCCCCCUUUUAUAUUUUUAUUCAAUUUGAUUCCCAGUGUAAGAGUGGGGGAAUUUUAGUAUAGUAUACUCUCACUGUUUAAUAGAUAUCAUUUUUCUUGAAUAAUGGCUAAAGGUCGGAAAUUGACGACGAGUCGGAGCGAGCGAUUUCUCGGUAGCUAUACCUACAAUCAUAACCAAGGCUCCACCGGGAGUGACUCGUCGGAACUGGGCGAAGAGGAUGUUUGGCCGAUGGUGGAUAGCGUGGAGACGGAAAGGGAGGAAUUCAGCGAAGAGAAUUCGUUGGCCGGCUACGACGGCGGAGGGAUUAAUAUCAGUCACGGAGGAAUUCCGGUAAGACGAGGGAGUGGGGUUCCUGGGGAUACACGUGAGCGACACGUUGGGGGGCUGUCGCUGGCAUUUGAAGACCCGAGUAGGAAGACGUCCGCAAGAAUCGUGCAUCAGUUUCGAGGGAACGACACGGUGGCGUCUCCACGAGGGCGGCAGAUGGCUACAUCAGCGCCCGUGAACGUGCCAGAUUGGAGCAAAAUUCUCCGAGUGGACUCGGUGGAUUCUCUUCAAGAGUUCGACGAGCCAUUGGAUGACCCUGAGUCGGAGAUCGUUCCACCACAUGAGUACUUAGCAAGAAGUCGAAAAAAGAACGCGACUUCGGUUUUCGUCGGCGUCGGCCGGACUCUCAAGGGCCGGGACUUGAGACGUGUCCGUGAUGCGGUUUGGAUGCAAACCGGGUUCGAUGGAUAAAACUUAAAAAAAAGAAAAGAAAAAAGAAGCUUGUUAGGGAGGGAGAUUCCUGAUUAUUAAAUCUAGACAUGAAGAUGAACGAAGAAUAUAAUCAAUAUUGUGAAAAUGGGAUGAAUUCAUUUUUUUUGCCCUUGAGCCGCAGUUGACCCGGAUUAGUCGGGUAAACCCUGUGGCAACUCAUCAUCCCAGAUUCGUAAGUAUGGUAAAAGAAAUUUUUAUCCGAUUCAAGUAAUUACCCGACCAGUAACUAGAAUGGAAUUUGAAAAACAACCCAUCUGUUUUCACUCUGUUUCUGUUCUUAUGAGUCUCCCAUUUUGGUAGUUUUCGUUACGGCUUUUCAGUACAGGAUUUCUUCUCUUCCAUUAAAAUUUUGUCAACGGCUCUGUAUACAAAUUGGGAUAGUUUCUUUUUAAAAAUUUUAAAAUGUUAAAUGUUAGUGUUGUCGUUUUGAGAAAAUGAUGAAGCCUCAUUGUCAAGAUCCCAUUAGCAAGUAACAAGCUAAACAGUUGGAAUUGGUGCAAGUGGAUGGAAAGCAAUGAAACAGUAGAUAGGAGCUUGGGAAAUGCAGUAAAGUUAAUAGGCAAGGGCUUGGAAUUGAAGUUAGCAUUUAAACAAAUUACUUAAAAACACAGUAUAUUUAAGCAGGAAAAUUUGAUUUAGCAAGAAAUCCUUUGA
Messenger RNA from Cucumis sativus (cucumber), 1479 nucleotides. RefSeq lists its product as uncharacterized. The transcript has a single exon. NCBI's taxonomy places the organism in Eukaryota, Viridiplantae, Streptophyta, Magnoliopsida, Cucurbitales, Cucurbitaceae. The record is from RefSeq and is a predicted model, not a curated record. The coding region runs from base 169 to 804 and encodes 211 amino acids.